CCAUAUAAAAGGUGCGGUCGCAUCUCGAAUUGCAUUGAGUUUCGGUGUCUCAGAACUGCAAGAACAUGGCCGAACGACAAAUGAUGCUCCUCAGCAUUGGAUUACUUUCCCACCUGCUGAUGGCCACUGCUGCCGGUGUGCCCUGCUCCGAUGACGAUGUUCCGGUAUGCGCCCAAAGUCGGCAAAGUGGAAUGCAUUUCCUGUUUGGCAACGAGUGUGACUUGAGGAAGGCCCAGAGAGGCAGCCUCAUGGAUGGCCCUCUGUAUGAUGUUCCCCUUCGCUUCUGCCUUCCCAAUUGCGAUUUCGAUUGCAGUGCAAGAUACCAGCCCGUGUGCGGGAUCAGCUCCCGGACAGGUGAACGCAGGACCUUCAGGAGCCGCUGUGAAUUGCUGCGAGCAUCGUGUCUCUCCAGGAGCCAUCUGGUUGCUGCAGCAUUGGGAGUGUGUCCCAGACACAACACAGUGCCUUUGGUUAGCCAGAAGCCCUCGUCUCGACCCAAACCUCGUGCUCAGCCUGAGGCACAGCACCAACCUAAGCCCGUACCAUGCACCAAGGUCUAUCGUCCAGUGUGUGCCAUGUAUGCAGGUGUCAAGUCCACCUUUUCCAACGAGUGCUUGGUGAAUGCGGAGAACAUCAAGACUCAGAGGAAUUGGCGCAUCGUUUCCGAGGGGCUUUGUGGCGAGGACAGCAAAAUGAAGCACAGCCGCAAGUUCAAGCCGAAAGCCAAACCAAAGCUGGAUGCAGACCGCACGAAGAGGAGUCACGGAAAGACCACUCAGGCGGAAGACUUCCAGAUACCUGAGGACGCCGUGGAAAUCUACGCACCCUCCACCUUUCACACGGAGUUCAUCAGCCAGACGGGCGCCAUGGUGAAGAGCUAUUCCCUGCCCGCUCGCAAACCAUAUGUGGUUGCUCCUCCAAAGAAGAAGUCAAAAGUGCACGGCACAGCCAAGAGUUGUGUCUUUGGAAACGAACCUAUCUGCGGGAGCUUCAAGGCCGAAAGCCGCACCUUUGCCAGUGUCUGCGAGCUGAUGGAGUACAGCCAGAAGGUCGGAAACGCUUGGACAAUUUCUCACGAAGGAGCCUGUCGUCAAUGCGACAAGCCCUGUCCGACGGUGUAUCAACCAAUUUGUGCGACCCGCAAUGGCAUCCACCACACGAUCAUCAAUGAGUGCUACCUGGAGCGAGCGCGAUGCAAAGAUCCCGUCAGUGCCUGGAAGUUCUCCUACAAGGGCGAGUGCCAAAAGUCAGCUGGAGCGGCAACCAAGACAGCGUCUGUCUAUAAGAGUCGCAACUCGCCGCUAAUUCCACGCGUUCUAUACGGAAUUCAAAGGAGGACAACUACCGCAGCACCAGAGGUGCACAUUAGGAGAGCUGGUAUAAAGCCCACAACUAAGGCUCCCAAAUCGAUGAAAGCCUUCGAGACUACGCAUCCGCCAUCCUUGGAAGCUAAUAACCGGAAGAUACGCAAGAUAGAUAUGGCAUCAGCGGGAUUUAAUGAUUUGAAGGAGUCAAGCGGAACCAGCAGGAUGAAAUACGUGCCCUCUAGCGAAGAAGCCUCUUGGUCUACCAAUGACAACUGGCUCGUACAAAAAACUCUGGAUAAUGUCAAGGGUAUCUUCAGCAAGAAGCCUGCGUCCUUCAAAACGGCAUCUCAGUAUCAGUGGACCAACACGAGGACAACCACAACCACAACUUCUCCCCUGCCUGCCAAAGUGCCAAAGAUUCUGAGCCUUGCCUCCACGGAGCUACUAAACUUGGAUAUUGGUAAUUCUGCAAAUGCCUACGAUGAUGCUGCUCCCGAGCUGCUGUUUAUGCUGGGCACAGACAUGAGCUCAACCACACCUGUGCCAAGCACCACGGCACCGCCUAGCAGCACCCAGUCCUGGGCUACUGAGCUGCCAACAAGCUUGGGACCCUCUUCAUCUAUGGAGGAAUCAUCCAGCAGGGGCUCUACCAUCGACCUAGAUGAGACCACAGCUUCACCAACCAGUGAAUCCAUCGACUCAUCCACCAGUAGCAGCGCUCUGUAUUCCACGACCGAGGCCGAGGAGAUGCACAGUCAAACCACCGGCAGUGCACCAACAACGUUUGCUGCCGACGAACUGCAAACAACCACUCAGAACGCUGACUACACGGCGGAUGAGUCAUUUUCUGAGUCUACUGGUCAGACCUCCAUCUACGGCCUGGACAAGAACUCGCUGAUUAUGCGUUUGCUACGCGCCAGAAGUAACAAAAACGUUCUUAUCUAGAUAGUUAUAUUGUUUAAGAACUAGACCUAAGCUGUUGAU
This is a messenger RNA of Drosophila serrata, 2291 nucleotides long. RefSeq lists its product as uncharacterized. Gene Ontology annotation, cellular component: extracellular region. Gene Ontology annotation, biological process: cell differentiation; multicellular organism development. Gene Ontology annotation, molecular function: protein binding. Lineage: Eukaryota; Metazoa; Arthropoda; Insecta; Diptera; Drosophilidae. The record is from RefSeq and is a predicted model, not a curated record.